This is a messenger RNA of Linum trigynum, 1816 nucleotides long. Lineage: Eukaryota; Viridiplantae; Streptophyta; Magnoliopsida; Malpighiales; Linaceae. The record is from the annotation of a GenBank genome assembly.
CACAAGGAACUAAUUGCCGCUUCCCCUUCUCCUUCCCCCUCCCUUCCCAGUCUCUCCCAAGCCCUAGCUCACGGUGAACCAGCAAAACCUUCCGUCCAUCGCUCUUCGCAACAUUUCAUUGUCACAGCGGGACUGUAAAUCUGCACAACGCCCGUCCUCUCUGGGGACUUGGCGCCAUUUUUGCCGUUCACUGGUGUUUCAGAGUUUCGAUUUGGGUUUGGGCACUUUCAGGUCGUAGUCAUUAGUCAAAGUAACCGACCCUCCACAGCAAGGUAAUCCACUGGUCUUUGAGCUUUCUCUUGAAUCGAAUUAGUUUCCCAAUCUCUUUCUGUAUCUAUUUAGCUGGUCGAAAUGUGUAUUCAUCUGCAGGAUGAAGCGGGUGUGCGACUCCAGUGCUGAUAGAAUCACCGACCUUCCUGCCGAUGUGAUACACCGUAUUCUCGCGUUCUUACCCAUCAAAGAUGCAGCCAAAACUAGCAUCUUGUCAAGGAAAUGGAGACAUCAGUGGCUAAGUAUUCCUCAACUUGUAUUUGAUAAUGGUUUUGCCCAAUUGAAAUCUGACUUCGAAGCUAGGAGUAAGCUUAUAAUGCUGAGCGUCUACAGAACCCUGCUUGUUCAUGAUGGACCGAUCACCAAGUUUGAGCUUUCAGUCCCUGGGUUAGAGUUCUGCGAUGAGAUUGAACAUAUCGUCCGUUACCUUUCUAGUAAAGGUGUCCAAUACCUUGAACUUUCAUGUGCAAGUCCUAACCCUAGCACAGGUGGUUAUAAGAUACAUACUUCUUUGUUUUCUGCUCUUAACCUGAAAUCCCUGAGCCUGAAUUCUUGUGUAUUUACACUGCCAACUUGGUUCGUCGGCUUUAGUAAGCUUACUAAUCUUAAAUUAGUAAAUGCUGCUUUGCCGGAUGGUUUCUUCGUGGAUUUCCUUCCAAAGUGUCCGAUGCUUGAAUGUUUGGAGGUUAUAGAAUGUAGUGGACAUUCUGAUAAACUCGAGAUUGCGGCUCCAUUUCUCAAAUCCUUCAGCUUAGAGGCUUAUUUCAUGGAAAUCUGCUUCAAGCAUGCUCCACUUCUGUCAGUUGUCACACUUCAUUUGUCUGAAGCCGACACACCUGAUAUGGUACCUUUGUUUGCUUCUCUUCCGGCACUCCAGGAGUUCCAUGUUAACUAUGAUUUUCUGAGAUUCCUUGCUCAUGGGGAUGGUGAAACAACUGAUAGUUCCUUGCUCAAGCAUAUCCCUGCCAGGCUUCCUACCACUCUUCACCAGUUAACAGUCCUACACAUGACUGAUCUUGUCUUUGAUAAUUCAGAGAUGGAGCGCGUGUUUGUAUGUUUGAUCAUGAGUUCCCCCAACCUGCGUAGCCUCACAGUUCAGCUGUACAGAUUCAGUAUCGAAGAAUAUUAUCAGCCGGCAAAUGAUGAAGUUAGCAGCAUACGGAGGUUGUUGGAAGCAGAGGACUGCCUUGCUUGCCUUCAACAUCUUAGGGAGUUCACGAUUCUGCAGAGCCUUGGUGCUCAGGUUGAAAUGGACCUGGUGAGGUUCGUAUUAGCCACUGCCCCACUAGUUCGGUUCAUUCACAUUAUGCCUAUACACAAUUUCGAUCCCAAGAGAGAAAAGGAUCUCAUGAGGGAGCUGAUGCGAUAUAAGCGUGUUUCUAAAGAAGCAGAGAUUAUAUAUAAUCGGGUCGACAAGUAUUGACAAUGAUGGUGGAGAGAUAUGAGCAUUUCUGGUUUUAGCAUAGCUUGCAUCUUCUAGGCUCAUUUUCUUCUCUUGCGCAGAUGUUUCCUCAUUUCAUGUGGCCGAUAAACAACUGGAACUCAG